AUGAACAACACCGCCACUUUGGUUCCCUCUGAUCAAAUCAUUGUGGCCUACUCGGAUGGUGAGAUCACCGCCGGACAGAUUUCUCCUGAUUUGUUCUAUGCCAAUUCUCGCUUGUUGGCCAUGCGCCUGUAUGUUGACAAGAGCUUUGCCACCGCCAUGCCUGGUUAUGCAGAAAAUUUUUACACCCUCAUGCAAUGGGAAAUGGAGACUUUUGUAACUCCAUUCAUCAACAUAUCCUUCCUGACCAGGUGCUCCGCUACCAUUCCAAAACUUCUCCACGCUGUGAUUGCAAUUUUGGUUGUGAAUAAAUUUGUGGACCGGCAACCGGAUGUGAAUGAGGUCCUCAUGGAUAUCAAAGCAUUGCCUCUUUCUGUCAAUUCCGCCACAUCAGAUGAAUAUGACAUUGCUCACUGGGCAUUAUACCAGACCUACCUUGCCGGUGAAUUGGUUUAUGACACCUUCAUGUCCAAAAUUCAUCAGCAACCGGUAAAGCCAAUGAGUGUUGGACUUUUAGAUGUCGACACUUGUAUUGCUUUGGAGCAGCUUGCCAAUGUCCUGGCCGUUGCUUACUUCAAUCCUGUUCAUCUCAAAAUUGACAUGGUUAGAUACAAUGAAUCUCUGGAAAAAUAUGAAUCCGGACGAAGCGAGAAACAAGAGCAAACUCUUUUAGACAAAUUCCCUCCUGCAGAACAGGUUGUCCUAAGAACACCGAGUGUCAUCAUUGAUUCCGGAGGCAGAAUCAUUGUCUGGUAUUUGCCCGGAGCCAUGACUGGCAUGAUAAUGACAGACAUGCAAUGCGCCACAAAUUCCAUAGGACAUCUGUUGAACGACAGCAUCACCACCAGGAAGGCUACUGAAUGGAGGACCCAUGAGUCCAAUUUCUAUCCGAGUCCGGAUGGGAAGAUCACACCCAGUUGCAUCAAUAUAUCACCCGCCUGGUUUCAGCAAGGCAGAGAGAAACAUGGUUUCCCAAAACUUGAUCCGGAAGAUGGCUUCUCACCUCAGGUAUCCGCUGCAUUGAAAGGUGAUGUUGGUCGCAAUAUCACAACCUCCCUUCAAAGAUCCAGUAUCCUUGUCUCUGCUGCACUUCGGGUCAUGCACCCAGAUCUAUAUCGGGCUGGAAUCAAAACUCAAGUCAGGCUCGGUGAAUGGGUGACCCAGUAUCAGUUAGAAGACAUGUGCCAUCAUCUCAAACAUUGGGCAUCUGUCUUCAAUGUAGUGUCAGUCAUUUGCAAUCGCCGGUCACCACCUCAUAGAGAUCCAAAAUGUCGACCGGAGGCAUUUGAUAUUAUGACAACCGCAGGCGUUUAUCAUCCGGUCAUAAUGGAUUUCAUGAAUCUCGGCAUCAAGUUUCUAUAUGACUCUGGGUCAAUGUUGGCCUCAUCAUGUCGCCUUGUCAGACAUCACAUGCAUGUUGAACAGGGUAGCCGGAUUGUCACUGCGUGGUACAUGCGAGAUAGUAUCCAUAAUUUUGUUGGAACUCCAAGGACAGACUAUGCAAAAUAUGGCAAUGUACAACGCAGUGACCCGGUUGAGCAGAAAGAUGUCUAG
Molecule: messenger RNA, 1551 nt
Organism: Suillus fuscotomentosus
Lineage: Eukaryota; Fungi; Basidiomycota; Agaricomycetes; Boletales; Suillaceae
Exons: 6
Coding region: 1-1551 (516 amino acids)
Source: RefSeq, a predicted model, not a curated record